This is a messenger RNA of Fonsecaea erecta, 3879 nucleotides long. RefSeq lists its product as hypothetical. Gene Ontology annotation, molecular function: RNA binding; protein binding. NCBI's taxonomy places the organism in Eukaryota, Fungi, Ascomycota, Eurotiomycetes, Chaetothyriales, Herpotrichiellaceae. Gene Ontology annotation, biological process: RNA processing. The record is from RefSeq and is a predicted model, not a curated record. Bases 1 to 3879 code for a protein of 1292 amino acids. The transcript has a single exon.
AUGGACAUCAAUUCACUUCUUUCUCCGUCCGACAAUCCUCGCGCCAAUUCUCUCACUCCUUCAACUGGCACUCCGAGUCUCACGAAUUCGCAUUCGGCGUCGACUACCAAUUCGCUUUCGCAGUCACAGUCACAGCCGCAGUCGCCACUCAGGCAUGUUUCAAGAACGCAGUCCGGGUCCGCAGGCUUGGUGAGCUCGCCGCUAGGUCGCUCUGUUCAACCACCGUCGAGCAUUCCUGCCCAUGUCAGAAGUCCGGCUCAGCAGACUCCGCACUCGUCGCCGCUCAUCAGCCCUGUGCCUGCCGGUACCGCGUCUGCUCAUUUGCCUCGGUCUUCGUCCACACCUACCAUGGAGACCUUGGCAGACUUCAAUUCAUCAAAGCCUAAUCUGAUCAGUCGCGAGUCGACCGAUAGCCAAAAAUCAUCCUCGGGUCUCUUCCCUCACCUCACAUCUGCUGGAGCAACCUCAAACCCGCGCGCGUCCAUAGACAUAAACAUGGUUGAGACGCCGCAAGCGGUAAUAAGAGCAGACUACACCGAUACCACUCUCCCGGUCGAGGCGCAACAAAGACUGGCUGUGCUGGCUGCCCACAUUCAAGAAACCCCGUCGUCGUAUGAAGCCCACAAGGAAAUCAUCAAAAUCCUGCAUCAGGGUUUUGUCGACCACAUCUAUCCCUCUUCUAGUCCGAACGCUCACGGAGAUCCUCGAAAAUAUGACCUCCUCGCUGACCUUCGGCGAGCCCGUGAGAACCUGGACAAGCUUUUUGCAGUUGGCGAGGAACAGUGGCUGGACUGGCUUCAAGAUGAGAGUAUCCUUGCACAGACAGCGGACGAGCGAGUGGCUGUCGUGGACAAGUGUAGGCGCGCAGUGACGGAGGAGUACGGUAGCACUCGACUGUGGACGACUUACGGUGAUUGGGUCUCGUACUGCCACAAAUGGGCCCUCGACUCAACCGGGGACGCCCAGGGCGACGUCGACACCGAACGAUUGAUUGGCCGCGAGGUCUUCGACUGGAAUAUUGUCUUGGAUACAUGGACUGAAGCCGUCGAACGAACAAAGCAUGACAUGAGCCGUAGUCAUGAGGUCUGGAACAAGUACAUGACUGUCCGUUUUGGUGACGUCAGUCAAAAAUUGUCCUCGAGCGAUGCCACUGCUGUUCUUGAAUUGUUCGAAACCCGUUUACGCAUACCGCAUGCUGAAUGGCAGCAGACCUUCCAGGCAUUCUCAACCUUUGUCUCUGCCAAUGUACCAGCAGAUCAGUACGAGGAGAUCAUGGCGUCAAACCUCAGAGACUCUGCCAAUGCCAAGAAGAUAUGGAAUGACAGAGAUGCAUUGGAGAUGAAUCUGGCGGAGGCCCAAACCGCCGGAGACACUGCUUUUGAAUACCAAGCUUUCUCGAAAUAUAUCGAGUGGGAGCGUGCAGAGGAGGACAAGCCACGGACGCAGCGGAAAGGUCGGGGCAAAAAAGCGCAGGAGGUUCGAAACCCGUUCUUCGACAUGGUUGACGCUCUUUACGAACGUGCGGAACUUCGCUUCCCCUCGGUGCCUGCAAUCUGGGAAGAACAUAUCGACUAUCUGAUCGAGAAGUCGAAGCCGGGUUUGCGGGAUGUCUUGGCUCGAGCCACGAAACACUGUCCGUGGUCUGGGUCGCUGUGGAAACAGUACAUGUUGACCUCCGAACUUGCAGAAGAACCAUUCGAUGAAACCGAGAAGAUCAAGCACAAGGCCACCAGCACUGGGCUUCUGGACGCCGCAGGCAUCGAGGAGGCCCUGGUCGUUCACGAUGCGUGGUGUGGCUAUCUCUUGCGGCGGACCAGACGCCCUGAUGCUAUUGAAGAGGAUGCCGAUGUUGCGGAAAUGGGAAUUCGGUCGUCUAUCGAGGCCGUGCAUAGCCUGGCUUCGAAGUUGGGAAUUGGAAGCGCAUUUGAUCCUUCAUUCCGGCUACAGCGAAAAUACGUCGAAUACCUCAAGUCCCAGCGCCGACUCGACAAUGCAGGUGCACAGUUCAACGACGCUGUGGCUGACUACGGCAAGUAUUACAAGUUCUGGCUGCGCUACUAUGAGUUUGAAAUGCAGAAAUCCAUGCAAAUUGCCUUGCUCCAACGACCAGGACCCGACCGACUGGACACGCUCUCCUCCUCCCCUUUCGCGGUGGGAGUUCUGAAACAAGGGCUCCAGCAUCCCGGCCUGGACUACCCAGAGCCACUCGUGGAAGCACUGUUGAAUCACUGCGAGGACUAUGAGGAUGCAGAUGAACUGCAAAGCGCCGUCAGUCUGGUACGGAAAGUUCAGAAAGAGCUCACAGCAAAGCGGCAACGAGAAGUCCUUCACGCAGCCGAGGUCGCCGCGCAAAGGGAACAGGCCGAAGAGGGAGUUGCUCAUCGGACACAGGAGGUCGCCAAUGGUCUCCACAUCGGGAAGCGCAAGCGAGACGAAGAGGUGGAGGAAGAAGAGGCCAAGAAAAGACAACGGAACGAAGAGCCUGUGGAACCGUCGGUUGAACCGGAUCGACCUCCCCCCGAAGACUUGAAACGCGAUCGCGAACACGCCAGCGUGCUUGUGCAGAACAUCCCACCUAAUGUCAGCGAAACCAAGAUCCGGCAGUAUUUCAGCAGCUGUGGAACCGUCAAGCAGGUGAAACUCUUACAAGACGAGGAGAACAGUGUCAUUGUGGAGUUUGAAGAUGCCGAUGCGGCUUCUUUCGCCCUCUCCCGAGAUGGACGUGAGUUUGAAGGCGCGGAGCUUUCUGUUAUCCUCAACACGGGAUCGACGCUGUUUGUCACGAAUUACCCUGCCGCCGCCGAUGAAUCGUAUAUCCGUAACCUGUUCCGUUCGUACGGUGAGAUCGUCAACGUCCGCUUUCCUUCUCUUCAACGCAAUAAGAAGCGGAGGUUUUGCUACGUCGAGUUCAAGCGACCUUCGGACGCGCAGGCUGCGACCGAGCUGGACGACAAAGACAUUGAUGGGUUGAAAUUAGUCGCCAAAAUCUCGAAUCCGAUAGUACGACAGCCGAGAAAGGAGCGGGGCAACGACGGGCGUACGGUCUUCAUUGGUCAGCUACAGUUCAAGGCCACCGUCGAGGACGUUGAAAAGCUCGUUUCCAAAUAUGGGACUGUCGAGCAGCUCCGACUUCCCAAGGAUCAGAAAAACGCCUCUAGAAACCGGGGUAUUGCUUUUGUGACGUUUGCUCGUCCAGAGGAAGCACAGGCAGCUCUGGCCAUGCAUGGCGAGGAGUUCCAGGGCCGGAAACUCACCGUCAAUGUCACAUCUGACCGGGACGGCCGGUCCGCCAAGAGCAUCAACGGACGAUCGAAAUCUCCGUCUCUGCAGCCGGACGCUACCUCCGACACCGCGAGUGUACCAAAGACUGUGGAUCCAGACACGAGAGAGGACCGUCGUGAGCGGACUGUUGUCAUUUGUGAUGUCCCCGACAUUGUGAACGAAAGCCGCAUCAAGUCUGUGGCGGAGAAGAUUGGUCCUGUGCGCAAAGUCACCCUGAAGACCAAUCAUUCGGGCGCUUUCAUUGAGUUUCAGAAUAUCCCAGAUGCUGGGCGAGCGAUGAUGGAGCUCGACAACCUGGAAAUCACUCCGGGCCGCCACAUUCGCGUCACCACGGAGAAGGACAUGCUGCAGCAAAAGCCGGAACACAAGACAGAACAGUUUGCUCGACGCCCUGCUCCAAACGCUGCUAAGCCUACCAGUGGCCCGAUCAAACGCCCUGCACAGCCAGGUGUUCGGAAGAAGGGAGGACAUUUGGGCCAGAGGUCAAUCGCUUUACACGCCGCGAAUGAGAAGGAGAGCUCGAGUGCAGCAGACACAGAGAAAGAAAGCGGAAAGAAGACUAAUGAUGACUUCCGAAACAUGAUCAACCAGAGCUAG